Messenger RNA from Ceutorhynchus assimilis (cabbage seed weevil), 885 nucleotides. NCBI's taxonomy places the organism in Eukaryota, Metazoa, Arthropoda, Insecta, Coleoptera, Curculionidae. The record is from the annotation of a GenBank genome assembly.
AUGAGCCUUAAAAUUUCAUGUAAAGCCUCUGACAACGACAAACAUGAGUGGGAUAUAACAUUUUUGCUGUAUCACAAAGGGAAACUAUAUAGCGCAGCUGAUGAUGGAAAAAUAAAGGUUUGGUCGCAAGAUUUAAAAAAAUUAGCUGAAAUCGAAGCUCAUCCAUGUUCAGUGUUUUGUUUAGCAGCAAACGAUGAAACAUUGUUUUCAUGUUCAAAUGAUGGUACCAUCAAAUUAUGGGAAUUGGAUACUUUAAAGGAAAAAGAGACUCUGGUUAAAAGUUCCGACACUGAAUAUUGGAGAGUAGCCUAUUCGGAUGGAUGUUUGUUUUCUGGAGACGACAAAGGAGAUAUAAGUAUUUACAAAAGUAAUAAAUUAUAUGGACAAGUUAACAUUGCGGAACCUAUAAAAGACUUGGCAGUUUAUAAGGGCUUUGUUUUUACUGUUAAAGAUUUAGACUUGGUAGUCACAGAAAUAAAAUCAGCAGGAGAAAAAAUUCAAUUUGAAACGAAAACUUCGUUCAUGGGUAGAGCUCCCGUAACACUUAUCGGCGAAAAUUUGUUUGCCUUUGCCACUAGAGAAGGAAAAGAAAUACAACUUCAUGAAAAUAACGUGCAAUCUAGAUUCAAGCAAGUUGCUAGGAUAACGCAUGGAUCUGACAUGAUCAUAAACGCCUUAGAAGGAGUUAUAUGGAACAAUCAAGAGCAAUUUUUUAGCGGUGGCUGGGACAAACUCUUGAAACGAUGGAUAAUUAAAAAUAACGGUCCAAACAACGAAGGAACUUUGGAUGUUGGAUUGGUCAUUAUUAGUUUGGCUGGUGGCGAGCAAAAUCAAAUGUAUGUUGGAUGUGCCGAUGGACAUAUUGUUAGAGUUGACAUAGCUUAA